AUGCAUAAUAAGUAAUAAUAAAAAAUUGCUGAAUUAGAAAAUAAAAUGAGAUAAACUAAAACUGAUUCAAUUAUUUCUGGUUUAUAAGAAUUAAGAGAAGCUUAAGAUUAAAUGAAAAAAGAUUAAGAUAAUAAUAAAGCAAAAAUAGUAUAAUUUGGAAAAAAAAUUGAUGGAGUAGUAAGAAGAGAAGAUUUAUUAGUCCUUUUUGAACCUAAACUAUAAUAAGUUAAGAUGAAUUAUCUAAGUAAAUUGAAGAAUUAAGAAUUAAAUUAGAAAGAAAAGCUGAAUUAGAAGAUUUAGAAAAACUUUAAAAUGAUCUUGUAUCUAGAUUAGAAGAAGUUGUUUAAGCAUUAAUUAAAUAAUUAGCUAAUAAAUCUGAAACUAAAAAAAGCUUUAAUUUAUUUAGAAUAAAGAGUAUAUAUAUAUAAAUAAUUUAAAUAGAUUAAUUAAAUAUUUAUGAUGUUAGAAGGUGAAGGAGGAAAAAAGAUUAAGAAGGUUUAUUUGCUAAAAAUAAUUAUGGUCUUAUGCUUUAUGUGAUAAAGAAUUAGUUAAAUUUAAAGGAUAAUUAGGAGAUUAUAGAGGAUGGGCACAUUUCCCUUCUAAAGAAACAUCUCCAGAAAGAAUGGGAAGAAUAUUAUAUAUAUAUGAUAUUAUAUUUUAGUUAGGUGUUGGAUAUAAGUAAAUGUAAGAAAAAUAAAAAAACAAUAGAGAAAGAUAUUAAAAUGAUAAAGAUAGACCAAAUAGUUAAGCUAAUUAAUAAUUCUAUCAAACUGGUUCAUAAAUGAGUUAGAACCAAAAUAAUCUUCCAAAGAUUAAUUAUAGAUAUUUAAUGAAUAAUUAGUAAUAAAUUAUAGCAGUCUUAACAAAAACCAAAGAAUCUUAAUAAAAAAUCAAAGUUAAAACAUCUAAAUAUCUUAAAUAACUUGAUAUAUUCAAAAUGUAAUUAAAUCCUAAAGAAAUCAGAUUAUAUUAAUAGGUAAUGAAUAAUUACCAUAUGGAUUACUAAAUUGUAUAGGAAAUAAAUCUAAAGUUGAUGGUAGUCUAAGAAAAUCUGCAUAUUAUAGUGCUGAAUUAUUUCUCAAUAUAUUAGAUAAAUAUCCAUAAAGAAUUGAAUUCAUUAAAAUAUUUGCAGAUCUUGAAGAUGAUGCAUAUAAAUUAUUAUCAUUAUCUACUCAUAUUUUAGCUGAUAAAAAAAAUAUAAGAUAAAGGACUUGUAGCUGUUAAAAUAAUUAAGUAUUUAAAAGAUGAAAGAUGUACUUGAAAUUAAAAAACUCAAGGAAUAACUUGAAAUUUGGUAUAAAAGAAUUAGAGUUCAAUAAAUUCAAGAGUAAAUAUAACAAACAUCAUGGAAAGAAUCUGAUUAACCUCCUCCUGAGAAUCUCAAUUUGUAAAGAGAGUAAAAUAAAAGAUAAAAGAAAUUAGAACAUAUUACUUUAUAAUGGGAUGGGAAUCCAGAAUAUUUAAUUAAGACUUUCUAUAAUCCAUUAAUUCUUCAAUAGAGAACUACUAAAUCAAAUAAGAAUAGAAAUGCUGCAUUGAAAAAAGUGAACUGCAGAAAGUUUAAAUGCAGCUAUUGAUAUAGAAUCAGUUGAAUAAAUUAAACAAUCAAUUAAGAAUUUAGAUAAAGUUAUUGUUAAAAUUCUAAUGAAUUCAUUUCUAAAGAAUUUAAAGAUUAAAUUAAAAGAAAAAAAUCAUUAGCAUCAAAUGAUAAAUCAAAUCAACCUAUGCAAGUUGAUAAAAUUGCAAUUUUAGGAUCUUUGUCUAAGAGAACAUUUUAAUUAUUAUCUAAAUUAAAUUAAAUUUCAUAAUCUAUGAAUAAAUUAAGAAUGAGUUAAUAAAAAUUAAAAUCUGUAAUUGAUUUUAUUAGAAAAUGUGAAUAGUAUGUCUAAUUACCAAAUUAAUUGAAGGAGGCUUAUCUUUAAAGGAGUAAUGCAUAAGUAAUGAAAUUGAUAUCUCUUUAAAAAGAAAAUAUGAAUUAAUAUAAAAAUAUAUCAUUGUUUAAAUAAUUGAAUGAAUAGAUAGAUUAAAUAAUGAAAUAAAUAUAUAAUAAUAUACUUCAAUAAAUAAAAUAAGAGAAUUUGGAGUAUAAUUAGAUUUUAGAAAUAGGUGAAUAUAUAAAAGAAUUAAAUCUAACUUAGAAUAGUACUUAAGAUAUUGUGAAUAAUCUUUAAUAAUCGAUAAAGAAUUUUAAUGCUUAUUUUAAUAAAACUUUGUAAUCGAGAGAUAAUGAGGCUUAUUAAAUAGAGAUGAUUAGAGGUGAUUUUAUAAUUGAAUUUCUUUAAUAAUGUUAUUACCUUAAUAAGAAUUAUAAUUAUAGAAUUGUAUAGCUUUAGAAAAUUUUGUAAGUAUGAAAUUUAGUAAAUAAGUUAAAUAAUUUUAAAAUUUAUGUAGAGAUCUUAAUUUUAAUCCAAAUAUGAAUAAAUUAAAGGAAGAAAUAGAAAAUAAGAUGUAAUAGUUUUUAGAUUCAGCUUAAAAUCAUGGUUUAAUUAAUAAUAUAAUGCCUUAUUAUGUUAAAGAAUAAAUUAGGAUAUAGAAUCAAUAAAGAGUAUGGUUUAAAUAAUUAUAAAUUUAUUUGGUGAUAGUCCUAAAUUAGAUAAUUAAAUUAAUGAUAUAGAAGUUAAAUCUUUAUCUUUACAAUUUUCAAAUUAUACAUUAAAAUAGAUUAAAGUUAAUUUUGUUGUACCAUAAAAAGAUGUUUUUGGUAUUAAUUUUUCUGAAUUUAUGUUACAAAUAUUUAUUGAAAUACUUAAGUAUAUAAUAUUAUUAUAAUAAUAGAAUAUCUAAGAAUAAAAAUGUAGAUAGAAUUUUAUUUUUAUAAUUAUUGUAAGAUAGUCUUAAUUAUUUAUAAUAGAAUUGUAAAGAAUCUUAAGAUUAUUUGAUAUUUCUCCAUAAUAUCAAAUUAAUCUCUAGUUAAAUUAAAGAUUUAGCCUAAAGUGUUUAUUAAAACUCUAAGAAACUAAUAAGUUUUAAAGAAUUUGCUGAACCAAUUUAAUAAUAAAUUAAUGGAAUUCUAUCUUAAUAUUAUUAGCCAUGUUUAUAAAAUUAUGUGAAAUUAUUAAAACUAGAUUAACCAUAAGGAAUGGAUAUGAUACCAAGACUUUAUGUGAUAUAAUGGUUAACAGUAUUUAAUGAAUAAGCUGUUACUCUGGCAUAAAUUAAUUUAGAUUAAUCAGUUACUGAUUCAAUGAUGUCAUUUAUUGUUAGUUAAUGUUUUAAGAAUAUAGAAGCAGUAUCCACACAUGCAAAAAGAGCAAAGUUUCUAGAUUAAUUAAAUUAUGAGAUAAAUUUACUUAAAAUAAUGACAUUGACAUUUUAGGGAUCUGUAUCAUAAGAAGGAUUUUAGAGAUUAUAGAGAAAAAUGGAUGAAUUAAGUUAAAAUACAGUAUCAGAAACUAGUGAGUGGGCAAGACCUUAAAAAAUUAAAAUGUGA
Molecule: messenger RNA, 3430 nt
Organism: Paramecium sonneborni
Lineage: Eukaryota; Ciliophora; Oligohymenophorea; Peniculida; Parameciidae
Source: the annotation of a GenBank genome assembly